AUGGAUGAUACUGGGCAACCGUCACAAACGCCCGGAGGACAAAUCCCAGAGAGCGUGUUCAUUGUAAGAAUCCCUCAUUUGUCCAACAAAUUCGCCGCUCAUGUCUAUCUCUUCUUCCAGGGCGUCCUUUGGGCCUUGACCGGUACAGCGUUUGUGUUUGUGCUUUUCCGCCUCUACGUUCAGCUGGCCUACUUCCACGGACUUUUCAUUGACGAUUUCCUGGUCAUUCUCGCUUGGAUCAUCAUCCUCACUGCAGCAGUGAUCUGGCAAAUCUACGGAAGACAUCUCUUCCAAUUCAACCGAGUUCUUUCAGGUCAGGAAUCCCUCACGCUUUCGGCUUUAUUGCAAUACCACACGUUUAUGCAUUCAUUAGCUCCGUUGCAGAUUCUCUUCUACACUGCUCUGUGGUGUAUCAAGUUUUCAUUCCUGUCGUUUUUCUACCGCUUGAGCUGCAGGAUCAAGCCACUGUGUCUCUGGUGGGUGAUUGUGGUUGUCAUCACGGCGGGGGUCUAUAUUGCCUCGGUGGCGGAUAUUGAGUACAAGUGCAGCUUUGGUGGUCUGGAGUACGUUAUGGAGCAAUGCCCCCGACUGAGUCAUAUUCACUAUGAGAAUCGCAGUUUCUGGGCCAAUUGUGCUGGUGAUGUGGUAACGGAUAUGAUGAUCCUGUCUAUUCCGAUAUCGGUAUUGUGGAACGCCCAGAUCACCCGGCGGAGGAAGAUUGUGCUUCUGAGUAUCUUUUCCGCCACCAUUUUUAUCAUGGUCGUUGCCGUCAUUCGAGUUGGAGUCAAGACGAGCCUCGAUGAACAGAUUGACAUUGCAUGGUUAUGUUUUUGGAGUUUUGUCGAGGUGGAUGCUGCAAUAUUAAUAUCCUGCGUUGCCUCAAUGAGACAAUUGUUCAUCAGUGCUCAAGCGAAGAGUACCAGAGAACGAAGCACCAGCAACCAGAACUCGCUAGGACGGGGCGUGAAGAGUCCACCGGUUGUAUCGAGCCGAGUACAGCCAGGUCGGGAUGGGAGUGAUGUGCUUUCUUCAGAAGGGGAUGUGCCACUUUCACCGCUGAGUCUUGUCCAUGUGCGUCAUGACUUUAAAGCGACUCGCGGUGCUGCCAAAGAUCGGAUGAGAGAUGAAGAAACAGGGCAACAGGAGAUGUGGAACUCAACACCAACUCGUGAGCCUCGCCAGUGA
Penicillium oxalicum is the source of this 1185-nucleotide messenger RNA. RefSeq lists its product as uncharacterized. The record is from RefSeq and is a predicted model, not a curated record. Lineage: Eukaryota; Fungi; Ascomycota; Eurotiomycetes; Eurotiales; Aspergillaceae. The coding region runs from base 1 to 1185 and encodes 394 amino acids. The transcript has 4 exons.